AUGAUUAAAUACACAUUCUCUCUCUAGUGGUUGAACAACAACUGUUAGUCUUAAUACGUCAGUCCUUGUUUCCUUUAAAAUCCUUCUUGUUUCUUUCUUUCUUUUUCAUCUCUUUUCUUCUUCUUUUCCUUUUUCUGUUAUCUCUGUUUUCUUCGUUAGUAACAACAAGAAUAAGAAGAAAAAGAUGGCUACACUGAUUGUACCUCCAAUUCCUCCUCAUCCUAGAGAUGAUGCUACGCAACUCUACCGUGCUUUCAAAGGAUUUGGGUGUGACACAACUGCUGUGAUCAAUAUUCUUGCUCACCGAGACGCGACUCAGCGUGCCUACAUCCAACAAGAAUAUCGAACAACAUACUCUGAAGAGCUUUCGAAACGCUUAGUUUCGGAGCUCUCUGGAAAGUUAGAGACUGCAGUUCUGCUUUGGCUGCCUGACCCUGCAGCACGUGACGCAGAAAUCAUUAGGAAGUCUCUAGUUGUAGACAGAAACCUUGAAGCUGCUACCGAAGUAAUAUGUUCGCGCACUCCAUCCCAGCUACAAUAUCUAAAACAGCUCUACCAUUCAAAGUUUGGUGUUUAUGUCGAGCAUGAAAUCGAAUUAAACACUUCUGGAGACCACAAAAAGAUCUUGCUUGCAUAUAUAAGCACCCCUCGCCACGAAGGGCCUGAGGUUGAUAGAGACGUUGCUCAGAAGGAUGCAAAGGUUCUGUACAAAGCUGGGGAGAAGAAACUGGGAACCGAUGAAAAAACUUUUGUCCAAAUAUUCAGUCAACGGAGUGGCGCACAUUUGGCUGCAGUCAGUUCGUAUUAUCAGGACAUGUAUGGUCACUCAUUGAAAAAGGCAGUAAAAAAUGAAGCAUCAGGGAGUUUCGGUCACGCGCUUUUGACAAUUAGUGGAUGUGCUACUAAUCCGGCAAAGUACUUUGCAAAGGUGUUGCAUAAGGCAAUGAAAGGUAUGGGGACUAAUGAUAGCACACUCAUAAGGGUCAUUGUAACAAGGACUGAGAUUGAUAUGCAAUACAUCAAAGCUGAAUAUGCAAAGAAAUACAAGAAGACAUUGAAUGAUGCAGUUCACUCUGAAACAUCUGGAAACUACAGGGCUUUUCUUCUUGCACUUUUGGGUCCCAAUCAUUAGACUAAGAUGUUCAAUCAUGUUUCGUUUGAGAUAUUUUCAAACUUCGAUGUUUUAAUGUUUUAAAUUUGGUAAUUGUGUGUGCUUUGUAAGACAUUUUUAAGCAUCCUUAUGAACAUGCAUUCCAGUUUGAGUUAGGUCAGCACAAUUCACAUAUUGAAGUGCUGUUAUUUCUUGCUUAUGGACAAUAUGUUUUAAAAUUGGGCCAGAGAUCGAACCGGUAAUACCUUCAUGUCAUAGUUCAAUCGGUUGAAUCAUAUCUUCAUGGCAAUUUGGAA
Messenger RNA from Trifolium pratense (red clover), 1407 nucleotides. RefSeq names its product annexin D5-like. The coding region runs from base 185 to 1132 and encodes 315 amino acids. Gene Ontology annotation, cellular component: cytoplasm. The record is from RefSeq and is a predicted model, not a curated record. The transcript has 6 exons. NCBI's taxonomy places the organism in Eukaryota, Viridiplantae, Streptophyta, Magnoliopsida, Fabales, Fabaceae. Gene Ontology annotation, molecular function: calcium ion binding; calcium-dependent phospholipid binding.